Messenger RNA from Equus caballus (horse), 2680 nucleotides. It is a transcript of the gene TARS1, whose product is annotated as threonyl-tRNA synthetase 1. Gene Ontology annotation, cellular component: cytoplasm. NCBI's taxonomy places the organism in Eukaryota, Metazoa, Chordata, Mammalia, Perissodactyla, Equidae. Gene Ontology annotation, molecular function: threonine-tRNA ligase activity; ATP binding. The record is from RefSeq and is a predicted model, not a curated record. Gene Ontology annotation, biological process: threonyl-tRNA aminoacylation.
GGCCGCGUGGCGCAAGCGCAGUGCUUCCGGGUACCGCAGGCCGCCUCUGAUCGGCCUCCGCUCUCCUCUCCUCUCCUCCCGACUGUCGCUUUUGGGUUCCGUGUCCUUUUCGUGGUUCGUCGAUGUCCGAGGAGAAGGCCAGCAGCCCUUCAGGGAAGAUGGGAGGCGAGGAGAAGCCGGUAUGUGCUGGUGAGGAGAAGCGGAAGGAAGGAGGCAAGAAGAGCAAAGAAGGAUCUGGAGAUGGAGGUCGAGCAGAGUUGAAUCCUUGGCCUGAAUAUAUUAACACGCGUCUUGAGAUGUAUAAUAAACUAAAAGCAGAGCAUGAUUCCAUUCUGGCAGAAAAGGCAGAGAAAGAUAGCAAGCCAAUUAAAGUCACUCUGCCCGAUGGUAAACAGGUCGAUGCAGAAUCCUGGAAAACUACAGCAUAUCAAAUUGCUUGUGGAAUUAGCCAAGGCCUGGCCGACAACACUGUUAUCGCUAAAGUGAAUAAAGCUGUUUGGGACCUAGACCGCCCUCUGGAGGAAGACUGUACCUUGGAGCUGCUCAAGUUUGAGGAUGAGGAAGCUCAAGCAGUAUAUUGGCAUUCAAGUGCUCACAUAAUGGGUGAAGCCAUGGAAAGAGUCUAUGGUGGAUGUUUAUGUUAUGGUCCACCAAUAGAAAAUGGAUUCUAUUAUGACAUGUACCUUGAUGAAGGGGGUGUGUCCAGCAAUGAUUUCUCUUCUUUGGAGGGUUUAUGUAAGAAAAUCAUUAAAGAAAAACAAGCUUUUGAAAGAUUGGAAGUUAAGAAGGAAACUUUAUUGGAAAUGUUUAAGUACAACAAGUUCAAAUGCCGGAUAUUGAAUGAAAAAGUGAAUACUCCAACUACCACAGUCUAUAGGUGUGGCCCCUUGAUAGAUCUCUGCCGGGGUCCUCAUGUGAGACACACCGGCAAAAUUAAGACUUUGAAAAUACAUAAAAAUUCCUCCACAUACUGGGAAGGCAAAGCAGACAUGGAGACUCUGCAGAGAAUUUAUGGCAUUUCAUUCCCAGAUCCUAAAAUGUUGAAAGAAUGGGAGAAGUUCCAAGAGGAAGCCAAAAACCGAGAUCAUAGGAAAAUUGGGAGGGACCAAGAACUGUAUUUCUUCCAUGAACUCAGCCCUGGAAGUUGCUUUUUCCUGCCGAAGGGAGCGUACAUUUAUAAUACACUUAUUGAAUUCAUCAGGAGCGAGUAUAGGAAACGAGGAUUCCAGGAGGUGGUCACUCCAAACAUCUACAACAGCCGACUCUGGAUGACCUCAGGCCACUGGCAGCACUACAGUGAGAACAUGUUCUCCUUUGAGGUGGAGAAGGAGCUGUUUGCUCUGAAACCCAUGAACUGCCCAGGACACUGUCUUAUGUUUGAUCAUCGGCCAAGAUCCUGGCGAGAGUUGCCUCUGCGGAUGGCCGAUUUUGGGGUACUCCAUAGGAAUGAGCUGUCGGGAGCGCUCACAGGACUCACGCGGGUACGAAGAUUCCAGCAGGAUGAUGCUCACAUCUUCUGUGCCAUUGAGCAGAUUGAGGACGAAAUAAAAGGUUGUUUGGACUUUCUGCGUACAGUAUAUAGCGUGUUUGGAUUUUCUUUUAAACUGAACCUGUCUACUCGCCCGGAAAAAUUCCUUGGAGAUAUUGAAGUAUGGAAUCAAGCUGAGAAACAACUUGAAAACAGUCUGAAUGAAUUUGGCGAAAAGUGGGUAUUAAACCCUGGAGAUGGAGCUUUCUAUGGUCCAAAGAUUGACAUACAGAUUAAAGAUGCAAUUGGUCGGUACCACCAGUGUGCAACAAUCCAGUUGGAUUUUCAGUUACCCAUCAGAUUUAAUCUUACUUUUGUAAGCCAUGAUGGUGAUGAUAAGAAAAGGCCAGUGAUUGUCCAUAGAGCCAUCUUGGGGUCAGUGGAAAGAAUGAUUGCUAUCCUCACUGAAAACUAUGGAGGAAAAUGGCCCUUCUGGCUGUCUCCUCGCCAAGUAAUGGUAGUUCCAGUGGGACCAACAUGUGAUGAAUAUGCCCAAAAGGUCCGGCAGCAGUUCCAUGAUGCUAAAUUCAUGGUGGACGUUGAUCUGGACCCGGGCUGUACGUUAAAUAAGAAGAUCAGAAACGCACAGUUAGCGCAAUAUAACUUCAUCCUAGUUGUCGGUGAAAAAGAGAAAACCAGCGGCACUGUUAAUAUCCGUACGCGAGACAACAAGGUACAUGGAGAACGUACUCUCUCUGAAACCAUCGAGCGGCUACAGCAGCUCAAGCAGUCCCGCAGCAAACAGGCAGAGGAAGAAUUUUAACCACAAACUUUGCCGGAUUGGCUUAGUAGAAAAGCAUGAACGAUGUUUCCCUAACAGUAACUUUGUACUCGGAAAACAUCCAUUUAUACCGAACCGCAAAGUUUGGUAGAGGCUGCGUAGGUGACUGCAGGAUCAGCCUUUUUAACCUAGACAGGUUUUAGACAAUGUGUUAUUUGAAAGAGGUAAUUAAAAGAGACACAGUAAAAUGAUUUUAUUCAUUAAAUAUCUGAGCACUGGAAAUAAAACAUGAGGAACGCUUUCAUGUAAUGUGGGAAAAUGUUUUUGUAAAUUUAAUGCAGUUGAAAAAUAAAAUUUUUCAGAUUUGGUUAAGGUAAAAGAAAGAUUAGCAUUGGAUUAUGGUGUAAAAAUAAAAACUUCCAUUCACAAAA